Molecule: messenger RNA, 2061 nt
Organism: Microstroma glucosiphilum
Lineage: Eukaryota; Fungi; Basidiomycota; Exobasidiomycetes; Microstromatales; Microstromataceae
Product: APG6-domain-containing protein
Exons: 4
Coding region: 77-1894 (605 amino acids)
Biological process (GO): autophagosome assembly; autophagy; late endosome to vacuole transport
Cellular component (GO): phosphatidylinositol 3-kinase complex, class III, type I; phagophore assembly site; phosphatidylinositol 3-kinase complex, class III, type II
Source: RefSeq, a predicted model, not a curated record
AGUAGCCAUACCAAACCAGCGCAUACAAGACAGCAGUGAUCGUCCAGCUGCCCUAGACGGGCGCUUACCGCUCAAGAUGCAAGCUGCGAAAGCCUCUUCAUCGUCUUCGCCCCCCUCUCUCAGCUGCCAACGCUGCUCGCAACCACUGCAGCUGGACGAGAGUCUGAGCGAUGAAGCCCUCCUAGCUUCAGCAGCUUCCUCGUCGUCCAAUGAAGGAGCCCUGACUACCUCCAACUACGACGUCAUCUCUUCUCUCGUCACUGCACCCUCUUCGACUGACAAAGGGGAGACGAAGCAGUCAACACCUCUGAAGCGCGUCAAGGAUGCUGAGUUGAGAGAGGCUGUACUGCAAGAUCACCAGCGAGAGCAUCGGCCUACAAAGGAUGACUCACGUUCAACUUCGAGGUCAGGAGCAGCGCCCAACUCUCUCACAGCACGUCUGUCUUUACAUUCGCGCCUCUUCGAUUUGGUCUCCUCCUUUGUACCCGCUGGGACUACAGCAACAGUCCCUUCGGCCUCUUCGUCCUCAUCCGCUUCUUCCUCAUCCCACCAACACCCUGCCACAUCAGGAGCCACGGCAACGGCAGCAGCAGCAGGUCCACGCAGCUUUCCUCUGGGCAUCGAUCAUCCUCUAUGUCUAGAUUGCUCAGACUACUGUCUCGAAGUGAUACGCAGGCAAGUGGAAGAAGUGCGCAAGGAGCGAGAUGCACUUGGCGAGUUCAAUCGGGAGCUCGAGAGGAGCACAGCUGGUAAUCAUGGUCCUGCUGAGGGAGAAGGAAAAGGCAGACGGAGGAUAGAUGGAGAGGCAGAAGUGGCUAGAUUGGAGGCGGAGAUUGGGGAGUUGCAGACGGCUGUGGAUCAGGCGGUUGCGGCGCUGUACAAGUCCGAGAGGACGAGGAAGGACCUGGAGGAGGAGUUGAGACAAUUGGAGGUAGAGGAGCGAGAGCUGGAAGCUGACGAGGCUGACUUCUGGGCGGGUCACUCGAAGCUUCUUUCGGAGACGACAGCCUUAGAGUCGACAAAAUCAUCUCUGCAGCGGUCUCUUCAAGUCUCGGAAACAACGCUGGCUCGGUUGAACUCAACAAAUGUCUUCUACGACGCAUUCUGCAUUGGUCAUGAAGGCGGUGGAGGCCCUUCCUCCUCUGCCUCGAGCAAUCGCAAGAGAGCCAGCGGGACGGGCUUAGCCACGAUUAAUGGUCUACGCUUCGGCAAGAUGUCAUCCUCUUCCAGUGGAGGUGGUGCUACGAGCGUGGAGUGGAAUGAGGUCAAUGCGGCCUGGGGACAGGUCGCCUUGCUGGUGGAAGUGCUCAGGGGACGUAUCGGUGGGAUGCUAGAAGGACAGACUGCCCGAGGCAACCUUUCCACCCCGGGUAGGAAGGGUCGGGAGUUCGUGGGAUGGAGAGUGAGACCCAAAGGGUCCACCUCUGCUAUGGAGAAGCUCGCGUACUCCGGUCAGCACCCAUCAGCAAGCUCGUCCGCUUCGCCGUCUGGUCACCAGAGCGAAGACAUCUACGAGCUCUACCAUCCAGGUCCUUGGGCAGGCGUCACUCGCAUGCUCCACUCUCGACGCUUCGACGCGGCCAUGAUCGGCAUCCUAGACUGCACCUCUCAACUCUUCCAGUGGGCCGAGAAAAUCUCUGUUGCUGGUCCUUCUAACAUCAGCUCAAGUGGUGCUGGAGCUAAUGCGGAAAUACCUUCCGAUCCUCCACGAAUGAUCCACGCGAUCAAUGGAGAGAAGAUUGGCGACACCAGCAUACGACUGGCGGGGGCUUUCUUUGCUAGUGAGGAGACGUGGAGUAGGGCGACCAAGUAUCUCCUGGUCAACCUACAAGUACUCAUGCACUGGGCUACACGCAACGAAACUGUUCCUGUGCCUGCUCCCACUCAACCCUAGCCACUUCUGUGAAGGAUCUGCAGCACGCAUCCCUCCCGUGAGACAUAUGAUACCUCUUUUGAUACUUCAAUUGAUUACACCGUGUACACUAAAUUACAAUGGCUCAAUAGGAGGUAGAGGACCGACAGGCACCACGCGUGUAGGGUUAACAUUCGGGUGACUCUGGU